This is a messenger RNA of Poeciliopsis prolifica (blackstripe livebearer), 5262 nucleotides long. It is a transcript of the gene gng7, whose product is annotated as guanine nucleotide binding protein (G protein), gamma 7. The transcript has 4 exons. The record is from RefSeq and is a predicted model, not a curated record. Gene Ontology annotation, biological process: G protein-coupled receptor signaling pathway. The coding region runs from base 301 to 513 and encodes 70 amino acids. Gene Ontology annotation, molecular function: G-protein beta-subunit binding. Gene Ontology annotation, cellular component: heterotrimeric G-protein complex. Lineage: Eukaryota; Metazoa; Chordata; Actinopteri; Cyprinodontiformes; Poeciliidae.
GGCCCGCAGAGAGGGUGGGGAGGACCGGGGACAGGGUCAGUGGGAGAUUUCUCACAGCCUGGGGGGCUUUGGACCUUCCGAGGAAGCGCAAGCAGCAGAAGCCGGAUCUUAUUUUGUCGAAAGAGAAGCCGAUGUAAACUCAGCUGCCUCCCAGCUCCGUUCUCAUUACACGCCUGCUGUUGUCCUGCCGCGCCUGCUUUCCCUCAGCUCGUCCCCUCCGUCUUCUCACAUCAGUGUUCAGAGAGAGUCCUGUUUGCACACCGCCGGUCAGUUUUCUCCUGUGUUGGUGUCUUCUGAUGGAUGAAUAUGUCCACUACUAAUAAUAUCGCCCAGGCCAGGAAACUGGUGGAGCAGCUGAGGAUCGAGGCAGGAAUUGAACGCAUUAAGGUGUCCAAAGCGGCGGCGGACCUGAUGAGUUACUGUGAGCAGCACGCUCGAAGCGACCCCCUGCUGGUUGGCGUACCCACCUCUGAAAACCCUUUCAAGGACAAGAAACCUUGUAUCAUCCUAUAGCUUCAUACGUGCAUUUUUAUUUUUUUGCCCUCACACACACACACACGCACGUACACACACACCCACACCCACACAUGCACACAACAGAUUCUCCUAUUCAUAUAGGCUCACACAUAAAAGUUGACUUUUGCUAUCAAAAUAGGUCCACACCCUUCCUCACACACAGUCGCUCCAAAUUUAGCCACUCUGAAACAGUGCCACAAUCCAGAACCACCACUAGGGGGCAGGUAUCUUGUUCUCACAGCUUCUGAGAUGAGUUAAGCAUAGAGUAUGGUCCAAAGUGCUUUGGUAUUAUUCCCAUAUGCUGGUGAAUUAACAACCACUUGACUCGAAACAGGAUUUCUGACAUUGAACAACUGGCAGGAAGCCCAUUUCUUUUCCGUCGCUGGUCAUGAAACGAGGUGUCGGCUAAAUGAUGGGCAGCUGCUGCACAGGGAGGCAGUGGGAAGAAGCAUGUGGGCAACACAAAUAAGUGGUGGGCGCCAGUCCGACCGUGCCAAACACGACCCAGUGUCGCAGCGAAAAGCUCAAUAAAUGCUUAAUCUUCUGCGGGAACCUUAAGAUGAAAAACAGAAUAAGACAAUAUGAGAGCUUUGUCUUUAACUAGAGUCUUUGCUUUGGUCAGACCAUAGCAUGUUCCCUCUUGUAUCCGUAUCAACAGACCUCUUCUCCACCUGCGGCCUCUCUGCGUCUGCCUCCAGCCUUUUUUGGCCAAGCCUCCAGCUGUGCCAACCUGUACAAAAAAAAAACACACAAAAAAAAAUCCCGUCUCCAGAUGCUGAUCCGCUGUCGCUGGUUCCGCUGCGGCUCGAGAUAGCUGCUGCCGUUGGUUGAGAGUCGAUGACUUAGCCGACCUCCGAUCUGGACCAAUCAGAGGAACUCAGCGGACAGCUCAACAAAGAACUCAAGCUAUUAACCGUGGACGUUUACUGAUUUUAUUUGUUUUGUUUUGGUUUGGGGUUUUUUCUCUUAAGAAAUACUUAAGAACUCAAUGUGCGUUUAGGUAUUUUGUUGAAGCAUUGCUUAACAUUUAAGACAAUACUGUACUUUUUUGUUCUUGUUUUACCUUAACGGAAAGGAGGCGUUACCAAUGGCCGACCUGGUUCGGAUCUUGGAUCUCACCUCAUAAGAUCUUAGAGUCUCUACUGUACAUUAAACCUUCGUGUGCUUUACUUUAAGUGGGAGCGAGGCCACAGACUGACCACUUUGGAGAAUCCAACUGCAACAACGAAGAAAGUUCAAACUUGAACUUUUUCUGUGUUUUCAGCUCACAUUUGCUGUUACACAUAAAGACACAUAUAGGAAGUAUUUUAGAAAGAUAGAGAUGUACGUUAUUGAACAAUCUGAUGCCUCCAGUGACUUCAAAUCCGGUCUGAACAGUCAUAUGAAUUCAUUUAACUUGAGUUCACCAGAAUCCAGAGAUCGGCUCUUGGAUUCCCCCUUUCUGUGUCCUCUGCUCCUCCACCGCACUCCUCCAAUCUAACAAAACCAAACUUGAUUGUAAAACCUGAAAACGAAGAGGGAAGAAAAUGGCAUUAAGAGAAACAAGCUAAGUGUAAAAACUUUCUUUUAGACGUGCAGAAGUGAUAAGUUGAAGAGUAGCUGUCUUAGCUUCUUAUUUUUUAUGUUACCUUCUUUCUAUGGAGUCCAUGAAAGCCGAUCAGUUGAGUAUUACUACCCUGUACAGUGUUUGUAAGAUACAGAAUCUAAACACAGAACUACCCCCGUCUGUGGAUGUUGGGAUUUUUAACACUGCUUCCCUUUUGUCUGUCAAAGAUCAUGUCCGUCUUCUCAGUUUUCUUUCAGUUUUCAAAGGCUUGCGUUAGCGGAGGUUGGUUUUAAGCCACAGCUAAAAACGCAGCAGUCAGGAUUUUAACAAAUAAAAACAAACAAAAAUGUUGCAUGGUUAAAGAUGGAGUCUGUUAGGGGGAUUAAUCAACAUCAGACCUCAUUGCAGUGGCCAAAAAAACCAGCCUCCUGAGCCUUCUUCUAAUAUCAACGCUGCCAUUUUUGGUUUGUCUUAAGUGGUACAUUUUUUGGGGCAACAAGCAACACAAAUGUCAUACAUCUAUAAUUUCAGAGAAGUGACACUAAACGGACUGAAACUGGACUUGAUGCAAAUUUGAGCAAAGCUGUUCAAAAUUAGAGGGGUUCGGUCUGCGCAGCAUUGUGAUUUUAGUCGAGAGUUGGACACAGUUACAGAGCACGAUUGUCUUAAUUGUUGCUCCUCUGUUGCGAUUCCCAUGUGACCCAGUUGUGCCGCUGACUUCUGGAGGUUAUGAGAGGCUCUCCUGGUCCAUGCUUCCUCAUGCGUGUCUUCUUGUAUUUACAUCAGUGUCGCACAGAUCAGCAUUUAAAAACAGACUACGCUGAAGGGAGUCAGAUUGCGUUGGAUUGUGUUUGCGUAUUUGCUCACACUGAACGCUAAAAUCACCAGUUAGCCUAAUUUUACAUCUUCUUGUAAAAGGCCUUGCUUCUUCUGCCUUUGGAUUUCAUUCAGAACAAAGAGAGCAGGCACUUUCAAAAGGAUAAGACUUCAGGUUGGGGGUAGUGUGCAUGUGUGUGUGGGUGGGGGAAGAAUGUGGUCUUGGUGGUAUUUAAUUUAGUGGAGAUGGAGUUGGGAAAAGACUUGUACUUGUUUGCAUUUGCAGGAAAAUUUGAAAGAAUAUUAGAGCAAGAUGCCUUUUGUUAUUAAAACCAUGUUCAUAAAAACAUGGCAGUGUUACAACCCUGUGGUCCUGCAGUUCUAGGUCAGGGAAAGUCAUGCAGCUUUAGCUAAUAUAUGUAAUAUUUUGUUACAUUCUCAAGGUUUCCAUAUAGAAAGACUUUUGACUCUUCAGUAACCUAAUUUAUUAUAGGUUCCAAUAGGGUUGCUAUUCAGUCAGAAGCAAAAUACACUGAGAAUAGUUUUGUAAAACAUGUACAAUUUGACAUAUCAUAAUCUUAUUCUCUGAAAAUAGAGAGAAUCCAAUUUUUAAAAAUUGAUCCAAAGUUUGCUACUUUGAACUGAUUCAAGCCGUCCUUUGUUCCUUUUCUGCUGCAGUCAUUCACAACUACACGGCCAAUCGAAACCAUCUGCUUGAAAAGGCCGAAAUUUUGCUUUACACUUCGCACCUGACAUGCUUAACCAAGUCAAGAGUGCAUAAGAGUUGUUGAAUCUGUUAGGUUGCCAUCUGGUGAUCUGAAAAUAGCAUUGCAGGGAGCAGUCAAUAAGCAGAAAUGGAGAGAGACACAACCCAAUUUUGUCUUUUUAUAACUGGCAACCCAAGCUGCCCUGCAUAGCAAUUGUUGUCAAAUCCCCCCUGGUUUCCCAGAUUAACUCCCAGACAAAUCAAACAGAAUUAGCGCGUUUGACAUCCACCUAUUUAUUAAGGUGUGCUUACUUCUCUCUCUCUCCAUCCUAAUAAAAUUAGGAUGGAAAAAAACUAUCGCAAGUUAAAAUUGUUGUGAAAUUCACAUACCUAAGCAUAUUCCACCGGACAAAUGAGCUUGUCUACAACAUAUUUGAAACAUUAUUUACCAGUGAAUGAAGUCAAAAGAAUAAACCCUAGAUUUUCAGAAAAUUUCUAUCAAAUAUCUUCAGUUUAAGGCUGCUGUCGACAGUUUGUUUAUUAGCUUAAGGAGUGGAAACUGCUGUAACAAGAGCCACCAUUCAGUAUUUCUGUUGCUCAUUAUUUAAAGAAAAUGUUUUAUUUUGCUUCAACGUUUCUGAUCAAGAAAGUGUAAAAGCUUUCGAAAGCUUGUGGGCUGCUUUUCCUAUUGCAAGUUUUUUGAUUUGUUUUUGGUUUAAAAGGCUUUUUGAAUCCUUUUUAAUAUGACAAGCAGAUGGGACAUAGCUGUAGUAAAAUAAAUAUAGUAUACUCAUAUUUGGACAGAAAAUAACUGAUUAUAAAAAUGUCCAAUUAUUAAUUAAAAUCAUUGAAAUAUUGCAGUGUUAAUGGUUAAAAGGAUGAUUACACUGUAUUGCUGGAUUAAACAAAUUGCAAUAUUUUUUUUAAAUAAACAGCUACAGCUUAAUACCAGAAAGUCGGUUCGAGAUGUGGUAAGAUAAAUAAAUAACAUCUCUAGAUUUUUUUAUUUUAACAAAUGGAUAUCGGGAAGGAGGAUAAAACUUGCAGGGGGUUUUAUUACAGAAUAACAUGAGCAUGCAUAUCAUACCACUAUACACACUGUUGCCCUAAAAAUGUCUGACAAAUUUUAUCUAUUUAUUUUUACAUUCUUUUUUAUAUUUUUAUCUUCAACCAUUCCAUCUCUUCCUGGGCUACAAUCAAAGACGGCCGGCCUGAAAUGCUGAUUUUGCCGACAGUUUGUCUGAUUGAUUAGUUGUUAGUUUGCCUUAUAGUGGCGUAUAUUGUGUUAAUGCUGGUUGUGGAGUUAUCAGAUCAACAGAAAGAACAGUCCUAAAGUGGAGCACGUGGCUCAUGGUGCCAAUUCACAGAGUGAGCUCAACAAAAAUUCAUUUUUGGCCCCAGUGAGUCUGAGGCUCUUUUGCUGGUGGGCUGUCAUAUCAAGCAUCACUCAGUUGGGUCUGAGUCCCAUCUUUGUGUUCUGAUCUCCUGUGUAUGCAUACAGUAUAUGUAUCCUUUUUGCCUUGAUUGAUUCUGGAAAAAAAAUAUAUAUAUUUUUUGUAACUGUUCUCUGAUGUGCCAUAACUCACGUUUUCUUGCGCACUGUUAAUAUUUUGUGGAUAUUGCUGUUAAAAAAAUAUUGAGAAGUAGAUAACAUUAAUAAAAAUAUGAUAUAACACAA